This is a messenger RNA of Marchantia polymorpha subsp. ruderalis, 1518 nucleotides long. The record is from the annotation of a GenBank genome assembly. NCBI's taxonomy places the organism in Eukaryota, Viridiplantae, Streptophyta, Marchantiopsida, Marchantiales, Marchantiaceae.
UCGGGGAGGGCGCGCCAGACGUCUGCCAGAGGUCUGACCUAGGCGCGUCCCGGAAGGAAGGGGGGCAAGCUUGGCGGGGAAGAAAGCGCAGACGGGGAAGGUGAGAGCCCAGCUGCCGCGGUCAUUGAUGCGUAACGGAGCGUCUCGGGAAUCAAAUCCAACGUCUGCGCGUCGACGGAAGAGGGUCGGGGCGGAGUUGGAGUCGGAGUCGGCUAUGCCGGUCGAGGUGUGACGCCUUGCGCUCGUCAGACUCGAGGCUUUUGUGUCUGUCGAAGGGCGUCGCUGCCUGGGCCAGGUUGCCAGUUGCUCGUCUAUUUGACUAGCGUCUCCGCAGUCGAGAGGCAGAGUGUUCGAUUCGAGCUCGUCUGUGAAGCGGGGAGGAUCGAGGAGACGAAGCGGCAUUUUGUAUUGUCGACCGGAGCUGGUGGCUGCUGCGUUUUCUUGGCCGUGGAGUGAUUGAGUGAGUGAUAUAGUGCGUGAGUGCGUGCGGAAGGCAAAAAAUUAAACACACGAAACGAACUGUGACUGCAGGAGCCUCAAGAUCCAUCUCUUCGUCGUUUAGUCGGAGUUCGAGUAUUUUCUAAAGCUAAACUUCGCCACCAUGAGCUACUACGAGGACGGCAAGCAGCCACCCGUCGGAGUCCCACCCCCUCAAGGCUAUGGCUACCCACCUCAAGGUUAUCCUCCCCAAGGGUACCAGCCCCAGGGUUAUCCUCCUCAGGGUUAUCCCCCAGAAGGUUAUCAGCAGCAAGGCUACCCACCUCAACAGCAAAUGUAUCAGCAACAGCCUCAGUAUCAACAGCAACAACAGAAUAACGACCGAGGCCCCUCAUUUGCUGAAGGAUGUCUUGCAGCUCUCUGCUGUUGUUGCCUGUGCGACUUCCUCUUCUAGAUCAACAUCCAGAUGAAGGAUUCCGGUUUCCCUUUUUCGACAUCAAAAGCCAAAGUCACUGGUGUCUCCAAGCUACGUACACGUUGUUACUAAUUGGGUCCAACAAUUUGUAUCAGGCUUGUAGACUGUGUAGGUUAAAAGAAAAAACCAAAGGUUGACUAGAUGCUGACUAAUAAAGCCGAUUUAGGACUUCUGGCGAUUGGGAUCAUAGCGGGUUUUGAUCCUUCGUUUCAAAUUCUUUCGGAAGUGGCAUUUAUUUGUUGAUUGUUAAAGUUCAAAUUUUGUAAGCAGACGUCAAGACGAGUCUGUUUCGUUAAGCUACGACCUUCCCGCCUGACCUGAAGUGGACAUGAACAGCGGACCUGCAGCCUUUGGUCCACUGACUCUAAAAUUUAUGAAGCACUCAUGUGUGCUGACGUUAUCGUCAUCCACGAGGAUGUUUUAUCAGUGGAUUACGGCAGAGCUGACAAUGCUAGACUGAGCUGGUCAUGAAGUGCAGAUUUUAUAUACCACGACGGAAGAGCAUCAUUUUUUUAUAGCCAGACCAGUUCCUUGAUGAAUUUGUCCUCCGGCUGUUUGCUCGUGUAUAUUUCCCUUCUAUAUAUUAAAACUUCCUUCCAUUUCAC